Messenger RNA from Pipistrellus nathusii (Nathusius's pipistrelle), 528 nucleotides. The record is from the annotation of a GenBank genome assembly. Lineage: Eukaryota; Metazoa; Chordata; Mammalia; Chiroptera; Vespertilionidae.
AUGCCCAAGCGGGGCUGCCCCUUCGGGGUCGCGGCCCCGCUGCAGCUCAAGGUCCGCGUGGGCUGGAAGGAGCUGGGCCGCGGCGUGUGCUCCGAGCAGUACUCGCGGGAGGUCUACGAGAGGACCAGGCAGCUCCUGUUCCGCGGGGCCAAGGCCUACAUGGACCACACGUGGGAGGAAGGCUGCGCCGUGGUUGACCUGCCCGAGUCCCCGAAGCCGGGCCCCAUGGAGGCCCCUCGGGCCACACGGGGGCAGAUGCUGAUCGGACCAGACGGCCGGCUGACCAGGGCGGGAGCCCAGGCCUUCGAAGCCGAUGCGCCCGGGGCGGCGUGCAGAGCCUGCUCCUCGUGCGUGCGGGCGGCGGACGGGGCGGCGGCCUGCGGCCAGUGUGAGCGCGCCCUGUGCGGGCACUGCAUGCGCACCUGCGGCAGCUGCGGGGCCGUGGCCUGCACCCUGUGCGCGCUCGUGGACUGCAGCGGCGUCCACGAGAAGGUGCUUUGUGCCAGCUGUGCUGUGUUCGAGGCCUGA